CGGAGCAGCCGCUGGAGCAAGGGAAAUAAUCCUAAUCGUGACUAUAGGAAUAUGCUUGGGCCGGUUGGGGGAUGCACACGACUAAACCGGCAGAGGAAUAUGGAUGAUGCAAGUUCAUGAAUUAACUCAAGGCAAGAGACUCGCCACACAGUGCGCUGUUUUCACCAAUGAUCUAACGAAAUCUAGUUUACCUGUCCGUCCCACUCCCAGUGCCAGCAUGGAAAAAACAUUCAGCGGUUCACAUCCCGGGACUAGCAAAAGCAACUCUGUGUUCCCCUCUUCGGAUCGUGCUAACUCUGCCAGAAAGAUCGGGAGAACACACAGCCCGGGCUCGUUGUCAGCUGGCAGUCCGGCUGGAGGGGCAGGGAGUCGGGGUCGGGGAGGAGUAUCGGGAAACGGCGUCAAUCUGCAAGUACACAAGGGGCACCUGGAAGGGGUCCUGAGCAAAUACACGAACCUGCUUCAAGGCUGGCAGAACAGGUACUUUGUUCUGGACCCAGAGGUGGGGCAGCUGCAGUACUUCGUCAAUGAGAAUGUGAAGAACCAGAAGCCCCGGGGGUCGCUGCCCCUCAUCGGGGCGUCCGUGGCGGCGAGUGACGAGGCGCCCCACAUGUUCACUGUUCACUCGACCAAUGGGGAGCUCUACAAGCUCAGAGCGGCCGAUGCGAAGGAGCAGCAGUUCUGGAUGAACCAUCUGCAGACCUGUACCAGACGCCACUCAGACAGCAGUGCAAAGGUGCGAAAGCUCAAGGGGUCCGAUGAGCAUCUGUAUGUGGAGAAGACAGGAAAUGGCCAAGAGGGACUGGGCUCCUCCAACUCUUCGUCCGGCCGUACACACAGCUUCUCCCUCCUGCCGCCUUCCUCCUCCUCCUCCUCCCCGGGGACCCAGAGACACCUUAUGCACUCUGGGGCCGGCAACAACAUCGUCACCGUCACCCACCACAAGUCCCCCGCCGCCGCCCGCCGCGCCAAGAGCCAAUACCCCGGGAGGCUGCUGGAGGUCAAAGAGAUCAUGACACAGGUGGAGGGGCAGCAGAAGAACCUGGUGCAGUCCAUCGAGUCCCUCCCCACCCGCGGUCCCCUGUCCUGCCUGGACCAGGACCUGCUGCUGCUCAAGGCCACCUCAGCCGCCACCCUCAGCUGCCUGGGAGAGUGCCUGAACAUCCUGCAUCAGAACGUCACCCAGGUGACCCAGCAGCAGCAGAGCCAGAACCGCGGCCCGCCCCCCGAUGCCGGCCCUGAGUGGCCUGAACCCAAGACGCCGACGGCGGAGCUUAUGAAAAACGGAAGCCUGACACCGCUGCCUUCGGGCGAGCCCUCCCCUGCCCUCCGAAAGGAGGAGCUGCCUCAGAACGCUGAGCAGCCCGGCGGGGAGGCGGUCAGCCCCGGCGAGGAGGUGAUAGACACCGAGGACAACGAGGAGGAGGACCUGGGGGUUAUGGACGACCAGCGCAGCGUCAUCCUGCACCUGCUCUCCCAGCUCAAGCUGGGCAUGGACCUGACGCGGGUGGUGCUGCCGACGUUCAUUCUGGAAAAGCGCUCCCUGCUGGAGAUGUACGCUAAUUUCAUGGCGCACCCAGACAUGUUCCUGUCCAUCACAGCGGCGGCGACAGCCGAGGAGCGCAUCGUGGCCUUUGUGGAGUACUACCUGACCGCCUUCCACGAGGGCCGCAAGGGCGCAGUGGCCAAGAAGCCCUACAACCCGGCACUGGGCGAAACCUUCCACUGCUCCUGGGAGGUGCCGCAGGACAGCGUGCGGGCCCCGAGGACUAGCAGCUCCGCGCCCGCCACCACGCCCCCCCGGGACGCGGCCGGGCGCUACAGGGUGCGCUUUGUGGCCGAGCAGGUCUCCCACCACCCGCCUGUCUCCGGGUUCUACUGCGAGUGCCAGGAGCGACAGAUGUGCGUCAACGCCCACAUCUGGACUAAGAGCAAGUUCAUGGGGAUGUCCAUCGGAGUGUCCAUGGUCGGGGAAGGGGUCCUUUGCCUUUUGGAGCAUGAUGAGGAGUACGUCUUCACACUGCCCAGUGCCUACGCCCGCUCCAUCCUCACCGUGCCCUGGGUGGAGCUCGGGGGCAAGGUCUUCAUCAACUGCGCCAAGAGCGGCUACUCAGCCACCGUCACCUUCCACACCAAGCCUUUCUACGGAGGGAAGGUACACAGGGUGACAGCCGAGGUGAAGCACAACGCCACCAGCACCAUUGUGUGCAAGGCCCAGGGCGAGUGGAAUGGGACGCUGGAGUUCACCUACAGCAGCGGGGAGACCAGAGUGAUUGACACCGGCAAGCUGCCAGUCAUCAGGAAGAGGAUCCGGCCGGUGGAGAAGCAGGGAAAGUCCGAGUCGAGGCGGUUGUGGCAGCACGUCACCACGGCGCUGAAGGAGGGGAACAUCGACGCGGCCACCGAACACAAGCACCGUCUGGAGGAGCGGCAGCGCGAGGAGGAGAGGCAGAGGGCCGCCACCAACACGGCCUGGAAGCCCAAGUACUUCGUCAAAGAGGGAGAGGGCUGGGUGUAUCACAACCCCCUGUGGAAGACACACUGACAAGAGUUCCACAGCCAACAUCCAGAGAGCCCUGUUCAGGAAAGGGUGGGGCGAGGGAAGGACACCGGGAGGAGGAGCCACGGAGAGCACCGCCCCUUUCCUGAGGACUUUGAAAGCCAACCGUCCUCUCCGUCGGAGCCAAAAGUGUACUGUACAAACACUACUUGUGCUAGAAUCUCUUCCACCUUGGAGAGGUUUGGUGAGGG
Molecule: messenger RNA, 2751 nt
Organism: Megalops cyprinoides (Indo-Pacific tarpon)
Lineage: Eukaryota; Metazoa; Chordata; Actinopteri; Elopiformes; Megalopidae
Product: oxysterol-binding protein-related protein 10-like
Exons: 13
Coding region: 104-2545 (813 amino acids)
Cellular component (GO): cytosol; intracellular membrane-bounded organelle; membrane
Molecular function (GO): cholesterol binding
Source: RefSeq, a predicted model, not a curated record